CCAAAAGAGAGGAAAAAAAAAAAAAAGCAAGAAAAGAAAUCGAGAGGCGAACAGAAGAAGAAGGAAUCCCCGCUGCUGCCGAACGCGUCUCAAAUCGGAACGCUCGGUUAGGUUCCUUACGCGAUCGAAUGCGUCGGUGCAGGAGGCGCGGGUCCACGAUUUGCCCGAGCUAGGUUUUGAUCUUUCUCGGCCGGAUCCAGUGAGUUGGAUCUGUUAUACGUCGGACGAUCGUCGUUGUUUCUACCUUUAUUCUGAAUUCUCUUCAUUCUUUCCGAUCUUGGACGAUUCCGAUGUGCUUGUGGGUGCGUGAGCAGUGGAAUCGCUGUGGGGGCUUUGUCGUUAUGAUCUGAAAUGGUUUCUUGAUUCUUACGAGGAAGCAGUCGGUGACGAAUCUGCAGGACUAAUAUUUUCUUGAGGUUUUUUCGGAUUAAGAGCAAGGGGCUUUGUGAAGGGUGUGAAGAUGUAGAAAAGGGAGAAAAGGAGAGUAACGAGGGAUCAAGGAUUCAAGAUUCGACUUAAAUAAGUCUUUAUACCCUGACUAUGCAAGUGACUUUUGGGUAGUUGAACUGUCGAGAUCGAUGUACCUUAGAGGGCUUUUUACCCUAUUCCUGGUGGGGUAUUAGGGUUCUUGCAUCAUUUGCAUGAAUCGUAUCAACGAACUCGACAGUCACUCCGACUUCGGUGGCUUUUCCUUCUCAUAGACAUGCCUGUAGAUCUUUAUUGACUGUAAUGUGAUGAUUCCUUGAUAGCAUUGCAAGGCAUUUGAAGGCUGACUUUAUCUUAAGAUGCGGUACAAUUGGGCGGUCAAGAUUAAGUUGCACGUACUUCGACGGAUAUAGCUUAAAAUCCGUCCUUUAAAUAGUGUUAGACCUUGUGAUAUUCCAUUGUUAAGUAGAAUUGUUUUGUUUACCUGCGAAAGCUAAUCACUGUUUUGUCUGCUUCAUCUGUUCAAUGACGCAUGUUUUACAGGUUAAGUGGAACUGUCCUGACGAUCCUAUAUUUGAUGUCCCUAUUGGGCAUUUUGGCCCCUAUAAUAAGUCUAACAUCUGGAGGUUUUCUGUCAGUGGAGUAGAGCUGCCUCUGGACUACUUUCUUUCAUUUCUAGUGCCUCUGAGAUCAAUGUAUAAAUAAAUGGAGAAAAUAGACAUAUUAAAGGAAUCACAAUUUUUUAUACAUUGAAACCAUGAUGCAAUAGAAGUUGAUAACAAUUGAUGGAUUGAAAAUCUAAGUGGAAAUUUUGAGGAUAUCUGCUGAGAUCAGUGCCUUUUGAAAUGCAUUUAUUGUUCAUAACGAGUAAUUGACUUUGUUUGAGCUGGUGGUUUCUGAUGUAGGUUCAUCCGUGUUGCUAUGCAAGACAUCGUUUGGAGAUUUAUAAACUAAGCUUGACCGGUAGUACACAAUCCACGCCAUGGCACCUGCAAGCAAGAGUGAUAGGAAGGCACCAUUAGAUGCAGCUGCUUGGAUGUUCAAUAUUCUAACAUCUGUUGGAGUUAUCAUGGUCAACAAGGCCUUAAUGGCUACUCAUCAAUUCAGUUUCGCUACAACAUUAACUGGUCUGCACUUUGUCGCAACCACACUCAUGACUAUUGUAUUUAAGUGGCUGGGAUACAUUCAAACCUCUCAUUUACCUUUAUCUGAGCUUAUAAAAUAUGUAUUUUUUGCAAACUUAUCAAUCGUCGGGAUGAAUGUUAGUCUGAUGUGGAAUUCCGUCGGAUUUUAUCAGAUUGCGAAGCUGAGUAUGAUCCCAGUAUCAUGUCUUCUUGAGGUUGUGUUUGAUAAGAUUCGUUAUUCUAGGGCAACAAAGCUCAGCAUAGUGGUGGUUCUUGUUGGAGUUGCUAUAUGCACAGUUACUGAUGUGAGCGUGAAUUCUAGAGGGCUCAUAGCUGCGACCAUAGCAGUUUGGAGCACUUCUUUGCAACAAUAUUAUGUGCAUUCUCUUCAAAAGAAAUACUCUCUCGGAUCGUUCAACCUCAUCGGGCAUACUGCUCCAGCUCAGGCGAUGUCGCUGUUGAUGUUAGGGCCUUUUGUUGAUUAUUGGUUAACAAGCAAAAGGGUGGAUGCAUUUGAUUACAACGUAACCGUAGUGUUCUUCAUCUUUCUGUCAUGCAUCAUUGCUGUAGGGACCAACCUUAGCCAGUUCAUCUGCAUCGGACGAUUCACAGCAGUGUCAUUUCAGGUCCUUGGGCACAUGAAGACGAUCCUCGUCCUAGUUUUGGGAUUCUUCUUGUUUGGAAGGGAGGGUCUCAAUUUACAGGUAAUAUUCGGAAUGAUCUUAGCAGUUAUGGGUAUGUUGUGGUACGGAAAUGCAUCGUCGAAACCAGGGGGGAAAGAGCGAUGGAGUUACUCAUUGCCCAUCGACAAAUCUCAGAAGCACGGACUGCUCUCAGAAUCAGGAGAACACGAUGGCAAAGUUUGAUCUAUUUUUCUUCCAUCAUCCCACAUGUUGAAUCCUAAGCUGAGAGCAGUCUUUGGCACAUGCAGUAGAACCGAAAAGAAGUUGCUGGGGGUUUCCUUCUUCACCUUUGUAUUGUUUUAGGAUUCCCUCAGGUUAUGCUGACUGAGGCACUACAAUUUUUCAUUCUUUUCUAUGGAAUUCUUUCUUCCUGGCACGUUUAUUAUUUAUAUUAGAGGAGAAAAAUUCUCCAUCCCGUUUUAUUAUA
Musa acuminata AAA Group (dessert banana) is the source of this 2660-nucleotide messenger RNA. Its product is annotated as UDP-rhamnose/UDP-galactose transporter 5-like. Gene Ontology annotation, molecular function: antiporter activity; UDP-galactose transmembrane transporter activity. The coding region runs from base 1409 to 2416 and encodes 335 amino acids. The transcript is spliced from 5 exons. Gene Ontology annotation, cellular component: Golgi apparatus. The record is from RefSeq and is a predicted model, not a curated record. NCBI's taxonomy places the organism in Eukaryota, Viridiplantae, Streptophyta, Magnoliopsida, Zingiberales, Musaceae.